GUAGUUUAUUAUCACAACUUAAAAAAAUUUAAUGUCAACUGCGUGUGUUUCGCAUGUAAUGUUAUUGAAAAGUUCUGAAACAGUUGGAAACUGUUUUCUUUUUCCUUUUUUUAAUUUCCUUUUUUUUUGUUUUCUUGUUUGAAAACUGUGAUAUUUAUUGAAACCUUGCUUGUUGAUCCUUGAAACAAUUUUCAAAAAAUGUUAAAAUGGAUAAAACUGGGGCUGUUAUAUCUGAAAAUAUGGUUUUGUUAAAUGAUAAAAAUAUGAAUUAUACUGAAAACAAGAUUUCUGAAAUAGUUGAUAGUUCUUUCGAAAGUUUUUAUCAUGAUGAAAUCGGUAUGAAAGAUGCACCUGAGGCCAGUGUCAAACGAGAUGUGGUUGAGGUACCAUUAAAUACAAACUUACUGUACCAUGUUAAUUCGAAUACAAGGCCAGUCGAACAUCAGGAUAAAUCUGAAAUAUAUAAUAAAACUAGUCUCACGAAGGUAUUGCGGGAAGUUAAAAUCCAAAGGAAAGAGAGACAAAUCAAACUAAACAGGGUUAUUGAAACUCCUCUCCAGUCAAUUGUUCAAAAUGUAUGUGCAUUGAAUACUAAUCCAUCUCAAAAUCUCGGGGAAGAGAUAAAGCCAUACAAAGAGCCUGAUGCAAAAGAUAUCAAUAAAAACAGUUACAAAAAGCUAGAAGGAAGAUAUGAGUGUGCCGAUUGUGGAAAAGUCUUUAGGGAAAAAUCGCAUCUUGCAACUCACUCGAGGGCGCACAUAAACAUUCGAAAGUUCAAGUGUUCAUUGUGCGACUUAUCCUUCAAGACUAAAACUAACCUCAGCUUCCACUUUCGGACUCACUCCGAUGUCCCUUUUACUUGUAAAGAAUGCAACAAAACUUAUUCUGAAAGGAAAACCCUCAACAGGCAUAUAAGAAUUGUUCAUAGUUCUAAUGAAAAAUUUGUAUGCGAUCAGUGCGGGAAGACAUUCAAGUCAUCAUCCAAUCUUUCUCUCCAUUAUACAUUGCACACUGGAAGUAAACCGUACUCGUGUAGUUUGUGUCCUAAAUCCUUUGUCUAUAAAAGCACUUACGUAGCACACCUGAAGGUUCAUCAAAAUGAUCAAUUAUUUAAGUGCAAUACUUGUCCGGAUAAGAAGAGCUGUCAGCAUCACUGCGAUGCUCGCCCUUGGCUCUGUACCGUCUGCGGCAAAGGGUACCCGUUGAAAGGAACCUUGAAGAACCACAUGAAAUCUCACAAUCCAGAAAAGCCCUUCAAGUGUUCCGAAUGUCCGAAAAGUUUCAUGAAGAGGCAGUCGCUGGAAUGCCACGUGAAAGCAGACCAUCGCGGAGAGCGACCAGAGUUCAUGUGUGACCAGUGUUCUCAGUCGUAUUUUAACGUGUUUGCCCUAAAACGGCAUUAUCUCAAGCAUACCUCAGAGAGAAGCUUUAGCUGUGAUACGUGCGGAAAAGCAUUUUGGAUGAAAGACGCUCUCAAAGUCCAUAUAAGAAGCCACUCGUCCGUUAAGUCAUAUACGUGCCCUCAUUGCCCAAGGGCAUUUGUGCAUAAGCAUAGUUUAAACUCUCAUGUCAGGUCCCAUGUAGGUGCUCAACCAUAUUCUUGUAACGUCUGUGGAAAAUCUUUUGUACAUAAAUAUAACCUCGCUCGACAUGAAAGGCAACAUCAGGAACCUAUUAUUAGAGAACAGGUUUUUAUUAAACAGACCGCUGAUGAAAUAUUACAAGUCCUGUGA
This is a messenger RNA of Nezara viridula (southern green stink bug), 1733 nucleotides long. NCBI's taxonomy places the organism in Eukaryota, Metazoa, Arthropoda, Insecta, Hemiptera, Pentatomidae. The record is from the annotation of a GenBank genome assembly.